Molecule: messenger RNA, 2187 nt
Organism: Exserohilum turcica Et28A
Lineage: Eukaryota; Fungi; Ascomycota; Dothideomycetes; Pleosporales; Pleosporaceae
Exons: 2
Coding region: 1-2187 (728 amino acids)
Biological process (GO): transmembrane transport; positive regulation of transcription by RNA polymerase II
Cellular component (GO): membrane; nucleus
Molecular function (GO): zinc ion binding; transcription cis-regulatory region binding; DNA-binding transcription factor activity, RNA polymerase II-specific
Source: RefSeq, a predicted model, not a curated record
AUGGCCGUAAUUGUAGGGACAGUCAUCGAUGGAGGCAAGGAUGCGGGCAUCGUGGCUGUUGUCAUGCUCUUCCUCUUCAACUUCUUUUUCGCUGUAGGCCUGCUUGCCAUCCCUUGGCUUUUGCAGGCUGAAUAUGCCCCGCUCGCCAUUCAUACCCGCGCCACCGCUCUCGCCACAGCGUCAAACUGGAUCUUCAAAUUCCUAGUGGUUGGGAUUACACCCAUCAGCAUUCACUGCAUCGGAUGGCGCACCUAUGCAUACAUUGGUGUAUUCAACGCCUUCUUCAUACCAUCAAUUUACUUCUUCUGCGCCGAAUCGCAUAGGCUAUCGCUGGAGAAUAUUGACAAGUGUUUGAACUGCAAGGUCAAGAGACGGAAGUGUGACGAGGUGAAGCCGACAUGCUUGCGCUGCAGUGCCAGGGAUGAGAGAUGCGAAUGGGCAUCUCGCCUUACCUUCCGCGCUGAAAAUGCGCUGGGCAUCGAACCAUCACUGUUGCAUCGGCCACCAGGACGGCCACCCAAGUGCUUCAGAAUCAAAGAUGUCACUGCAGAAAUUAUACGCGACUAUCAACAUGAGGUGCCGAGGGAUGAGGCUGAUGGUUCCGAGCAGUCUGAUAGUCUGCAAGCCACCGUUUCCAACGAUCCGUCACCCUCCACGGUCAAUGAUCGAAGUGCGUCAUUCCAAGCCGGCUCAUGCUGGAGACCAAACACACCGUUUCCAAGCACUGAGGAAGACCUUAAUCACCUGCAAUCUCAUGGAUAUGUAUCAAUGCCUACCCCUGCGGAUAUAGAGUCAAUCUGGAGCAGUCCGGUCACUACCGCCUAUCUAGACGACAGCAUCUUCCUUCCAGGAUCAGCAUACCUUGAUGCCCAUUCGACAUUCCGGAACCAUCUCAAACAAGAAGUGCGUUCGAAUGACGCUACCCGAGAAGCCUCGCCUGACCCUUCACGGAACACUCAAACGUGGACCGUAGACGUGAACUUUGAUCCACUGGGAACAAGACGCAACACACACCUCCCGUUCGACCCUACUCUUGGUGAGGGGCCGAGUGUAACGCAAUCCUCAAUGCUCCAACUAUCUCAAGAGGAAGAAUUCGAGCUAUGGAAGAACUGGCUCGACGAAAUAGCGCCUUGGAUUGACAAGUUUGAUGACGAGCGUCACUUCCAGCAGAAACUCCCUAUACUGGCACGCUCGCAUGACCACCUAAGGUAUUCCAUGCUUGCGCUAUCUGCGCGGCAGCUGGAGCGAAAGAAUCAUAGCAGACACACCGAGCGUAGUCUAGCCUUGUAUCAAAGAGCCAUCCAGCUUGUUCUGCCGCAACUGCACACGCGCAGCACGCCGGUCAUAGCAACAUGCGUGGUCUUGUGUGUAUUGGAGAUGCAAAGCAGUUCGGCAAAAGCGUGGCACCAGCAUUUGGAUGGUUGCGCGCACUUGAUCGAAGCAGUGGGAAUCAAUGGCUUCUCUGGCGGCCUCGACCAAGCCCUGUUCUGGUGCUUCGCACGCAUGGAUGUAUGCGGUGGGCUUAUUGCAUCGUCCAAAACGCUCAUACCUGUCGAGCGCUGGGCGUUAGGCAUGAAUCUCGACGCUGAUAUGAAUCUCUUUCGAGCGAACAAGGGAUACAAUGCCCACGCCUGUGAAGCCGUGUACCUCUGUGCACAGAUACUCGACUUACUUUCCUUCCACUCCAAUCUAGCUGGGCGCGUCGGUGCCUCACUGCCUACACCCAAAGUCCCAGACGCGGGCUACGCAGCUAGAUGGAUGAAGCUCUGGAACCACAUUUCGGCAUGGUAUGAUACGCGUCCUGCAGAGAUGCUCCCCGUACUGUCCAUCACCAGUUCCACUUCGCCGUUUCCAAAGAUCCUAUACAGCAACCCUGCCGCUAUCUCGGGCAACCAGCUCCACCACACAGCAUCCAUUCUCAUGCUCAGACACAAACCGGCAGGGGUCAACAUGACACCAAAACCCAACUCCAUCUUCUGGCAUGCCCGCCAGAUCUGCGGCAUCUCCAUCAGCAACGACCACCACGGCGCGUGGACGAAUGCCAUACAGCCUCUGUGGAUUGCCGGGCAGUGGAUGAGCCACGAGAGUGAGCAAAAGGCGAUCCUGGAGCUGCUGGACAAGAUUGAAACGCAAUCGGGGUGGAGUACAAAGUGGCGUGCAGAAGAUCUGAAAGAGUUCUGGGGCUAG